GUUUGGCGCUUGUGGUACCACUGUGUGGUAUCUCACGAACACAGUACAUUGAUAGAGACAACAUGAUGUCUGAGGCAUCAUCCAUCCACCCAUUCCACCAUGGACAAGCUCACGCACGUCGAGAGCGGCGACAAGUCGCCUGCGUACCAGCACCUGGAGACUUCCGGUGAUGUGCUUACGCGGCACGAAGAACGCGACCUCAAGCGCGGGCUCGCGCAGCGGCACGUCUCAAUGAUAGCGCUUGCAGGCGCGAUCGGCACGGGCCUCUUCCUCUCCCUAGGCGGGAGCAUCGCAACCGGUGGCCCUCUAGGCUCGCUCCUUGCAUACUCGUUUAUCGGACUUAUCGUGUGCGCAGUGCAGUUCGCUCUCGGCGAGGUCUCAGCUCUGCUUCCCGUCACGGGCUCGUUCGUCCGCCAUGCUGAGGCGUUGUCGGACCCGGCGCUGGGCUUCGCUCUCGGCUGGACGAUCGUGUAUGGCACAUGGCUAUCAAUCCCCUCUGAGAUAUCCGCCAUCUGCGUCCUUUUCGGAUACUGGACGGAUGUCAACCCAUCCGCGUGGAUUAUGACGUUCAUCGUCCUUACCGCCAUUGUGGCUUUCAGCAAAAUCCGCUACUUUGGCGAGAUCGAGUUCGUCUCUGCCCUGCUCAAGAUUCUGCUUAUUGUGGGCAUCAUCCUCCUGGGCCUUAUCACGGCGCUGGGCGGCGUCCCUGGUGUCCCCCGCGUCGGCUUCCGAUACUGGCGUGACCCUGGCCCCUUUGUCCCGUACCUCGCGGAUGGCAGCUGGGGCCGCUUCCUUGGCUUCUGGAGCGUGCUGAUCAACGCCGUUUUCUCAUUCUCAGGCAUUGAGAGCAUCGCCAUGGCCGCUGCCGAGAUGCGCAACCCCCGCGUCGUCAUUCCGAAGGCAUGCAAGCGCGUCUUCGCGCGCGUCGCUCUCUUCUAUGUCCUUGCCGUUCUCGUCGUCGGCAUGAUCGUGCCCUCCAACGACCCGCGCCUGUCCGAGGACUCGGGGACUGCCGCAACUUCUCCCUUUGUGCUCGCGACCGCGGCGGCCCGUGUUGCCGCCAUCCCUCACAUCGUCAACGCGGUAGUCAUCACCAGCGCAUGGAGCAGCGGAAACCAAGCUCUUCUUUCCGGCUCGCGCGUCCUCUAUUCCCUCGCACUCAAAGGCCAGGCCCCGCGCUUCUUCCUCCGCACAACGCGCUGGGGCACGCCGUGGGCGUGCGCCGCGACAUACGUCCUUAGCUCGUUCCUCGCCUUCAUGGCGCUUAGCGCGAGCGCUAUCACCGUCUUCUACUGGUUCGUCAGCCUCGUCGGCUGCGGCGUCCUCAUCUCCUGGUCCUGCGUCCUCUUCAACCAUCUCCGCCUCCGCAUGGCUUUCCGAAAGCAGGGGAUCGAUGCCCGGCGGCUGCCAUGGCACAACGCGUGGACCCGUGAGCUUCCCAUAUGCUCUUCUGACGCCAGCGUACUCGUCCGCCGUUGCCCUCUUCUUCUGCAUCAUCAUCCUGCUGACCAAUGGCUUUGCCGUGUUCACCAAGGGCAACUGGUCCGUCUCGGGGUUUAUCACUGCCUACUUGUAAGCACAGCGCGAGGUGGAGCUGAUUACAGGGACAUAGGCCUCGUCGCGGCCGUCUUCCUCGGCUGGAAGCUGAUUAAGAAGACGCGGUGGGUCCGCCUCGCUGACAUUCCGCUCGAGGAGAUUCUGUCCGCGAUGGAAGCACUCCCGGAGGAGAAGGAUGAGCGGCCGCGCGGAGCAGUGCGGUUCAUCUCAUGGCUCUGGGAUUAGGUGUGGAUGCCUCGUGGUUUUAGCACGCCGUGUGCCGCCAUGAUGUGUGAUGCAGGGCUGUCCGGCUCGAUGGGAUGACCGCGGCCGAACAGAUACUACAGUACGAACACUGGGAACCAUACUGGCGUGCUCAUCCUCUCUAUGCACUUGACACAUCUCAAGUGCCGCAGGUCGAGGAAUGGCAGCUGGGUGA
Molecule: messenger RNA, 1975 nt
Organism: Cutaneotrichosporon oleaginosum
Lineage: Eukaryota; Fungi; Basidiomycota; Tremellomycetes; Trichosporonales; Trichosporonaceae
Biological process (GO): amino acid transmembrane transport
Cellular component (GO): membrane
Molecular function (GO): amino acid transmembrane transporter activity
Source: RefSeq, a predicted model, not a curated record